GCACAGUCGGAGGUGCUGUGGCAGUACAGGUGGCACUUCACGGUGCGCGCGUGUGUGUACCUCUCAUUCCUGUGUGUGAGGUCGAGCCUGGUCACUGUUGUCUUAUAUGUGUUUUAACAGCCAGCGACCUCAAGCAUUGUUUACCAAGUCUCCGUUUCUACAUCAAGGGAGACUCGAGUUACUACCUCAUGACGUGUUCUCAACCCAGCUGCCGUCUUGAAGAAAAGUAUAUACUGUACUGUAUCGUGGAAAGACACCUUAAAUUUUCGUGAAUUUUCAAGAACGGAAGACUCAACAGAAGUGAUAACUCGGUGAAGUUAUAAGAAAGAGAUUAUAUGAAAAAGGAGAGAGUGAACGGUACAGGAGACAGAAGGAAAGGAGGGGUCGUGUUGCAUGUUCAAGGGUGUGCAGUGAGUCUCGUGUGCGGGUGCCUGAUGGAGGGCAGGACGAGGAGGACCUCCAGGUCAGCCAUGAAAGGAAGCAGCGGGAGUAGCAGAAAGAGCAGCGGUAGCAGAAGCAGGGACUUCCUCUCUGCUGUGCCCUCGGCAACAGAGAUAGAGUCAGGGGAGCUACCGGGGUCAGGCACGUCGAAGAACGCCCUGAGGGAGAGAACCCGCGUUGAGAGUCUCCGGAGAGCCUACCUGGAGCUGCAGGCCGCCAUCCCCUCCGUUCCCCCCAACACGAAGCUCUCCAAGUUGGACGUGCUGGUGCUGGCCACCACCUACAUCUCCCACCUGUCGCAGCUGCUGGAGGAAGAUGACGCCCGCGCCACCCACGACACCAACAACAACACUACCAACACUACAACCAAGCCUCUACCACAAAGUCACCAUGCCCCCACCGGUACCACCACGCUGGAAGGAGGCGCCCGUAGGAUCACGCAGAAGGGCCUCCUCCACCCAGUUAAGAAAUGGCCGAUGCGCGCCCGUCUGUACGCGGGUGUGGGAGCGACGGAGGCGGCAACCUUCCUGUCAGAGCAGCCCCUCACCACCACAACCACCACCACACGACAAUACCGCACCAACAAGAUAAUGGGUCCUGCGGUCACCACGCUACACUCACGCGGGCCCUCCCUCCACCAGGUCCCGCCCCAGCCUACCCUUCCCACACCCGUCCACCACAAGUCGCAAAAUCCGGCGGUAGUAGAUUACACAUCCGCCAGCAUGACGUCUUCGGGAGUCUUCGUGGACGAAUUUGGCGGCCUGGGGGAUAAAUCCUACGGUUACCCCAACAUGUGUGAGGUCCCCCAGUGUCCACCAGGCCCUCCCCCACCGCCAUAUCCCGCCCCUUACAUGGACGAGUGGGAGGGUGAGGGCUUGUGGGGACCCAGCCUACCAUACAAUGACCCCACCUCCUGCCACUCCCCCUGUAGGGUGACCCAGCCCUACACGGCUUACACGGCACGCUGGGCAGCCUGGCACGACUAGGAUAUCACCUGUGUCUGACAUGAACCUGAAAAAUGACGUAUCAAAAUUGAAAUUGCCACAGUUGAUUAAUCCAGAAUAAUACACAAACAAAGUGAACAACAAUACUGAGAGCCUUUCGAGUGUUGCAGCUCUCUUGACGGCACCUGAUCACCUGAUAUAUACUGAACAUUUAUCUGAAGAAGCAAUAUUAAAUAACACAUACUAAGUACCAUCUGAAUAAAAUACAUAUCUAUUUUACAUUUAUAAUAAUCAACAAUUUAUUAAUUAUGUCACUCUUCAACUUUUUUGUUUGCUUAUUGUUAACAUUAAUGUUUUAAUAUACUGAAGGGGACCCCGUGUUGCUGUGUUGCCCCAGAGCCCCACUAGAUCAGCCUCUGUACACUUUACUAGACUGAAAGUUUAUUAAUCCUGUAUUCUUCACCGAACUACAUAUUGUACACUAAAAUUAAUAUAUUU
Molecule: messenger RNA, 1883 nt
Organism: Homarus americanus (American lobster)
Lineage: Eukaryota; Metazoa; Arthropoda; Malacostraca; Decapoda; Nephropidae
Product: transcription factor 23-like
Exons: 5
Coding region: 336-1427 (363 amino acids)
Biological process (GO): developmental process; regulation of transcription by RNA polymerase II
Molecular function (GO): protein dimerization activity; DNA-binding transcription factor activity, RNA polymerase II-specific; RNA polymerase II transcription regulatory region sequence-specific DNA binding
Source: RefSeq, a predicted model, not a curated record